Molecule: messenger RNA, 2936 nt
Organism: Rotaria sp. Silwood2
Lineage: Eukaryota; Metazoa; Rotifera; Eurotatoria; Philodinida; Philodinidae
Source: the annotation of a GenBank genome assembly
AUGACAGAGACAUCUAAAAGAGCAAUAACUAGAACUAAUAGUAAUACAUCACAAUUUGCACAAGACUUUACAAAAAUUAUUCGACGUUAUAAAAAACAUUGUAUAUAUAUUAAACGAUUACUUCACGAGACUGAUAAAUCUUACAAUGAAAUAAGUGACAAACGUGUUCUUACAGCUGAAAAAUUUUCUGAAAUUAAAUUAUCAAAAUUAGAUCGUGAAUAUAUUAACAAUAUAUUAUCGCGACCAUUAGCAUUAAUUGUUUGUUCGCAAACAUAUAAUGGAAAAGCACGUUUCGUUAAUGAACUUUUAAAUGAAUCUUUAUUACCAGAAUCACCAAUUAUUCAAAAAAAUGAUAUCCAUCAUGCAACAACUGGUGCUAGUUUAAAUAUAUCCGGUUCAUUUGAACUUGUUGAUACCGAUGGUGUACAGAAAUCUGUAUCAUGGUCAACUGUUCCACGUGAUGAUAUAAUUGUAAAAGAUGAAAAUGAUUUUUAUUUACAUCGAAUAGAUGAAGAAAAUGAUCAAUAUGAAACACCAUUAUUAGAAAUUCGAAAACCUUUACCUUUCCUUGGCAAUCAUGUACAAAUUAUAAUAACACCAAGUAAUCAAAAUUUACAUAUUAAACAAUUUUAUUCACAAAUAACAGAAGAGAUUGUACCAAUAUUUAUUUAUAUAAUUGAUCAAGAAAAAUUAUUAGAAAAUGAUUUAGAAGAAUUAAGAUCAUUUCGUACUAUUGCAACAAAUGAACCAAUUUUAUUUAUUCGAAUUGAUUCAACUAAUAAUUCAUCUUCAAAUACAGAUGAAACACCAUGUGUAGAAGCAUUUCGGCAAUUAUGUGAACUUGGCUUUGUUUCAUUAUUAUCGACGGAAUCUUGUGAUAAUACAUCUGAAACAAGUUCAUCUCUAUUUCAAAGUGAUAUGAUUGAUAAUGGUUUAAGUAAUUUUACAUUAUUUUUAAAUUAUAUUGAUAAACAUGUUGAUCGAUUAACUAUUCAUGCUGUUAAUAUUUUACAAAGUUCACAAGAACUUUGUUUAGAUGUUUUUAAUGAUAGUGCUUUUGAAAUGGCAAGAGAUAUGCUUAUAACACCUAAACGAUUAAGUUAUACACGUGAAAAAGAAAAAGAUUUAUAUGAAUCAUUAAUUAGUUUAACAAAUUCUAAACAAAAUGAAAUUCAAAAAUUAAUUUUCGAAGCUGUUAAUGAAAUACAAGAAACAUUAACUGAUCAAGCUUGUUCAUUAGAAAUUUCAGGAAUUGAAUUAACUGACCAAUUAACAGUAAAAACUGCAAGAGACUUAAAAAAAUGUACAAGUUUUGUACAAGAUUUUGUACUUGCACGAUUAAAUAAAGCAAUUGGUGAAAAAUUAUCAAGUUCAGUUAGUAUUUUACGUCAAGAUUAUGUUGGAACAUUAACACGUUGUCUUAGUCAUUUGGAACGUAAUCAAGAAGAUGAUGAAGCAAGUACAUCAGCAAGCAAUGCUUUACAAGAGAUUCUUCAAUCAGCAUAUCAAGUGAAUAUAUCAUUACCAACAAAUUCAAAUUUAUUUAAAAUAUUAAUCGCUAAAAUGAAAGAGGUCUUUCGAACAUUCAGUUGGAAUAAUUGUCCACGUAUUGAUCCUGAUUUUAAACGUUCUGUUGCAUUAAAUAUGUUACAGAAUGUAAGUGAUGCAAAAUUAGCAAAAAUUGUUUGUACUCAAUUAAAUGAUCGUAUACGUAUGUCACAUGAUAAUUUUGAAACUUUACUUAAACAAUUAGAACAUCGACAUUCGGAUCGUUUAAAAUCAACUGAAGAUAAACAACAACGUGUACGAAAAGAAUAUACACCGAAAAUAGCACGACAUUUACUUGAAAGUACAUCAUUAAAAGAUCUUAUUGAAUAUGGUUUACCAAAACAAGGACAUGAGAUUGGUCGUGGACAAUAUGGAGUUGUUUAUGAAUGUGAAAGUUGGGCGAAUCAACGCUCAUGUGUAUUAAAAUCUGUUAUUCCACCUGAUGAUCGUCAUUGGAAUGAUCUUGCUUUAGAAUUUCAUUAUUUAAGACGAAUUCCAGAUCAUCCAAGAAUUGUUAAAUUAAUUGGAUCAGUUAUUGAUUAUUCAUUUCAUGAUUAUACACCAGUAUUACUUGUAAUGGAACGACUUACACGAGAUUUAUAUAUAGCAUUAAAACAUAAACUUUCAUUUGACAUUAGAAUUCGUAUUGCAUUAGAUGUUAUUGAAGGUUUACGUUAUUUACAUGGCUUAGGUCUUGUUCAUCGAGAUAUAAAAUUAAAAAAUGUUUUGGUAAGAGAUAUAUAACUAGAAGUACAAUUAACAUCUAGUAUUCAAUGAAAAGCAAACUUGAAUAGAAAUGUUUCAACUAAAAUUAUUAUUUAAUAAAGAUUAAUAAGUCGACAUUUCGCUGUUUCUUAUUUAAUAGAUAUUGAAUUGAGUCUAAAGUCUAAUUGAAAAUUAAGAUACAGAGUCUUUAGAGAAAGUAUCAAAAGCUAAGAAUAGAAAAGUUGAUUACACUGUCAAAGUACUUCGAGUGUCUUGGUCUAAUUGAAGAAUAGGUUGUCUAGCUAAGCCUCUUUACUGUUCAAACUCUAGUUAUACCACUACUUGAAUAUUAUAGAAACUUUCAUACAGUGUCAAGUUCAGUCCAAAUUUAACUAAAGAGAGAAUAUUCUAAAGCGUUCGUUCACUUCGCCUACAUAGGGUUGUCAAUUAGACUAGCUUGUAUAAAAAAAUCUCAGGGUUUUUGAAGCAAGUUUCACCAAAAUAUGAAGCUUCGAAAAAAACAAUAUACUAUCCAUCGAAAAGAGCUUAUAAAUCCUAAGCUCAGUAUCUCAGAGAGACUUACGAGGGAGGUACCCGAAGUGAUUAAUCGGUUUUGAGUUCAAACUCUGUGCACAAGGUAGACCCCAGUAAGGUGCGAAAAAAUUCAAAAGGAUAAGGGCGCA